UUCCCACGCGCGCUGCACCGAGAAUACACCGACGGAAGGGUGAGGUCGGCGGGCGGCGGGCCGCGGAGCCGGCCGACCAGGCGCUCAGUGUGUGGCCAGAGCUCGGACGGACCGCUCCAGCCGCGCCCGCCACCAGGCGUCCAGGCGCUGACGCUGCCAAGAGUGGGGCGCGGCGGGGCUCAGCAGUCGUCCGGGUCAGGGGUGGAGCCGUGUUGCGGGACGCCGGCCGGGGUCACGCCGCCAGCCACCAUGAGCAGCCGGGGCCUGCUGGAGAGGACGGACAGGAACGCCUGGCGCGACAUCCGCUCCCCGCUGACCGUGGAGGACCUGCGCGACAUGCUGGUGGCGCCCUCCCACGGCAGGAUCGCCUUCCCUUCCAAACCGUACGACGAGGUGUACCCUGGCAUCUACAUCGGCGACGGCGCCACCGCGCUCAGCCUGACCGUCCUGCGCUCGCUGAAAGUGACGCACGUGCUGAACGCGGCGCACGGCCGCGACAACGCUACGUACGCCGGCUGCUACGUGCGCACGCGGGCCAGCUUCUACAGUGCGGCGGGAAUGAUCUUCCUGGGCGUGCCGGCCGUGGACACACGCGAGUGCAACAUCUGCGUGCACUUCGAGGAGGCGGCCGACUUCAUCGCGGCGGCGCUGGAGCAGAACGGCAAGGUGCUGGUACACUGCGUCCAGGGCCUCAGCCGCUCCGCCACGCUCGUCAUCGCCUACCUGAUGAUCAAGCUCCACAUGCCGCUCUCGCAGGCCCUGCAGACCGUCAGGGCGCGGCGCGAGAUCUUCCCGAACGACGGCUUCCUGCAGCAGCUGAUCCGUCUGAACGACCAGCUGAUGGGCAGCCGGCGCGUGAACGUGUCGUGGCUGUGAGCGCCGCCCGGCGGCCGCCGGCGACGACGCCCCGGUCCAGCCGACUGCACCACCGGGACGCCUCUGCCGCUCGGCACGCGCGGCUGGCGCGUCUUCAGGCCUGGCUUGGGCGAGCCCCGCUGGCUUGGUGCUCGCUGCACACGCUCGCUCGCUGUUCCGUGGGUGUGUCGGCUUUCGAGAGGCUCUCGUUGCAGCCGCGAUAGCUAUAGCAGAGACCGGCCUCAGAUGCCACUCGACGCGCAUCAGCCACCUACACCUACACCCUACACCCCCCUACACCCCCGAUGUGCGGCGAUCACAGCUGGUCGAAUCCACUCAUCUCAGAAUGUA
This is a messenger RNA of Pollicipes pollicipes, 1206 nucleotides long. RefSeq names its product dual specificity protein phosphatase 3. The transcript is spliced from 5 exons. NCBI's taxonomy places the organism in Eukaryota, Metazoa, Arthropoda, Thecostraca, Pollicipedomorpha, Pollicipedidae. The coding region runs from base 250 to 876 and encodes 208 amino acids. The record is from RefSeq and is a predicted model, not a curated record. Gene Ontology annotation, molecular function: protein tyrosine/serine/threonine phosphatase activity; MAP kinase phosphatase activity. Gene Ontology annotation, cellular component: cytoplasm. Gene Ontology annotation, biological process: negative regulation of MAPK cascade; protein dephosphorylation.